AUGCCCAUGGCCAGUGUGACGCCCGUGUUGUCUCUGGAGCAUCCUGAUCAACACGUCUACACAACGGAGUCCGUCAGUCUCCUCUGCCAAGGCAGAAACAGCUCUUCCGACUGGACUUACCUCUGGUUUGAUAACAAUCAAGGAACGCCUCGCCAGUCUGCUGAUCCCAGUUUGCCCAGUUACAACAUACGCUCUGCCAGCCUGACUGACAGUGGAACGUACUGGUGCCAGAUCCAGCGAGGGGAGGAAGUAUCUGGGCUCAGCAACAGCAUUUCACUGGAUGUUAUUGAGCCACCCAGACCCUUGCUGCAGCCGCUGAGCCAGCCGUUAGACGUCUUCCCCUCCGAAACCCUGGAGUUGAGCUGUGCGGUUCAGGGCAGUUCUGCAUGGAUUUUUAACUGGUACAGAAACGGACAACAGAUCAGUGAAAACUCACACAUGUCCCUGAACGGUGAGGGUUCAACUCUCACCAUCAGCCCUGCACCACAAGCAUCAGGGGAAUAUUCUGGAAGUUACUCCUGCAGAGCUCAACACAAGAACAGAUCGGUCGUCUCCGGGGACAGCAACUCAGUUCGCCUCCAAGUCUACGAAAGCAAACCCAAGCCCUUGAUGACUCAGAGUCCCAGUGUGGAGGAGGUGUACGUAGGAGAGCCGGUGAAUUUUGGCUGUGGUGUGGACGUCUCGUCUGGAUGGGAGUUUCUCUGGUACAGAAAUGGAGCAUUACUCCCUGCGAGUGGCAAUAAGUUCAAUAUAACGUCUGUAACUCCAGCAGACAGUGGCACUUAUCACUGCAUGGCCAGAAGAGGCAAAAUAAUAUUCGAUACAGAAAACAGCGAAACUCGGACUCUACGGGUCUCAGAGCGGCCUGUCCCAUCCUUGGCCCUGAGGAGCCCGUGGCAGGACGUCUUUGUGUCUGAAGAGGUGAAGCUGAGCUGUGGCGUCCAGAACAGCAGCGCUGAAUGGACUUACGAAUGGUUCAAAGACAGCCAAGCGGUUCAGAUGGACGACUCCGUGGCUCAGAGUUCAGACGGAGCGUCUCUGGCCAUCUCCUCUGCUUCUGACGAACACCGGGGAACGUACUCGUGUCGAGGGCGACAUCGAAGCCGGCCCGUCAGCACUAAAACAAGUGAUGGGCUUUUACUUAAAGUCUACGGUAUUCCUGUCCCAUCUCUGAGACGAGACACGUCGUGGCCUGAUGUGUUCCCGUCUGAGACAGUGGCGCUGACCUGUGGCAUGCAGAACAGCUCUGACUGGAUCUACACAUGGCACAGAGAUGGACGGAGACUCGAAGUCCAUCCCGACCUGUCCUUUGGGCCAGACACGUCGUCCCUCAGCUUGACUCCAGCCAAACCGGAGUUCUCGGGGACGUAUGCCUGUGAUGGAGAGCACAAGCACAGACGUGUAAAGACUAAAUCCAGCAACCAACUCCAUGUCACAGUCCAUGAAAGCAAACCCAAGCCCUUGAUGACUCAGAGUCCCAGUGUGGAGGAGGUGUACGUAGGAGAGCCGGUGAAUUUUGGCUGUGGUGUGGACGUCUCGUCUGGAUGGGAGUUUCUCUGGUACAGAAAUGGAGCAUUACUCCCUGCGAGUGGCAAUAAGUUCAAUAUAACAUCUGUAACUCCAGCAAACAGUGGCACUUAUCACUGCAUGGCCAGAAGAGGCAAAAUCAUAUUCAAUACAGAAAACAGCGAGACUCGGACUCUACGGGUCUCAGAGCGGCCUGUCCCGUCCUUGGCCCUGAGGAGCCCGUGGCAGGACGUCUUUCCCUCUGAAGAGGUGAAGCUGAGCUGUGGCGUCCAGAGCAGCAACGCUGAAUGGAUUUACAAAUGGUUCAAAGACAGCCAAGCGGUUCAGAUGGACGACUCCGUGUCUCAGAGUUCAGACGGAGCGUCUCUGGCCAUCUCCUCCGCUUCUGACGAACACCGGGGAACGUACUCGUGUCGAGGGCGACAUCGAAGCCGGCCCGUCAGCACUAAAACAAGUGAUGGGCUUUUACUUGAAGUCUACGAUCAAAUACCCCGGGCCCUACUGACCCAAGAGCCAGGAUAUGAAGACAUGUAUGCGGAGGAAACCGUGUCCUUCAGCUGUAACGUUAACGUCUCAGGCGGUUGGGAGUAUCUGUGGUACAAAGAGGAAACUCGUCUCACCACCGCCAGAAGCAGGCACACCAUCAUGUCUGUCGUCCCGGCGAACACGGGAGCGUAUCGAUGCAAAGCCAAAAGAGGCCAGACAAACGCCUUACAGUCCGACCUGAGCAAGUCUUCGAACAUCAGAGUUCGAGUGCGUCCGAUGGCUGUGGUGGUGCUGUUAAACGGCUGGUCCGAAGCUUUUUCCACAGAUACUCUGGUGCUCAGGUGUGUGGUGCAGGAAAGCCAAUACACCUGGAACUACACCUGGUUCAGAGAAAAAGAGGAGAUACCGCUGUUUCAUUCUGACCAGCACCUAGUCACGCCUCAGGAUGACCCUCAGCAGAGCCAGUACACCUGCAAGGGCGUCCGCACAGGGCGGCCAUCUUAUUCGACCCUGAGCGAACCCUUCAAGACCAAGAACCUCCUUUUGAAGAGGCGGCUGCUUCUGUCCAUCUCUGGUGUGCUUUUCUUUGGCAUCAUCUUUGUCGCCGUUGGCUGCAUUGUCCUGAGAGCCACCCGCAAACAAGCUGAAGAGUCCACGAAUCUAGAAGAGCCCGACUUGUUCCUCACCAUGGCUGAGCUGAAGGCACGCGAUGAUGCACCCUGCCCACUGGCUGAAUACAUCACAGAAGAACAACUGAUUAGAUCUGCUGAAGAUGGCGAGGACAACGGCGCCGUCUGCAGUGAGACGACACCCCUUCCCAUAAGUUCCCCAGAGGACCAGGAGGGGACAUCCGAGAGCCUGGGCCAUGCAGACAACGGUGGUCUAACGUCCUUCAAGUAAUGACUCGUGUGUUUGUGGUGUUUCUGCGUCAUUGUUGAAGACAAGAAAGACUGGGACAUGCUCGUUCUAGAUGCAGG
Molecule: messenger RNA, 2990 nt
Organism: Lampris incognitus (smalleye Pacific opah)
Lineage: Eukaryota; Metazoa; Chordata; Actinopteri; Lampriformes; Lampridae
Product: hemicentin-2-like
Exons: 15
Coding region: 1-2913 (970 amino acids)
Biological process (GO): cell surface receptor signaling pathway
Molecular function (GO): transmembrane signaling receptor activity
Source: RefSeq, a predicted model, not a curated record